This is a messenger RNA of Telopea speciosissima, 833 nucleotides long. Its product is annotated as pre-mRNA cleavage factor Im 25 kDa subunit 2. The transcript is spliced from 7 exons. Lineage: Eukaryota; Viridiplantae; Streptophyta; Magnoliopsida; Proteales; Proteaceae. Gene Ontology annotation, molecular function: mRNA binding. Bases 59 to 667 code for a protein of 202 amino acids. Gene Ontology annotation, cellular component: mRNA cleavage factor complex. The record is from RefSeq and is a predicted model, not a curated record.
GUGGAACUCUGGAUUCUGGAACUGGAAGAGGAAGCAGCACAGAGGGAGACCAAGAAAGAUGGUUUCGAGUACGACGCCGAUAGUGAAUACAUACCCUCUCUCGAGCUACACUUUCGGAACGAAGGAGCCAAAGAUGGAGAAAGAUACUUCAGUUGCAGAUCGUCUUGCGCGAAUGAAAGUCAACUACAUGAAAGAAGGCAUGCGGACAAGUGUCGAAGCAAUUCUACUGGUACAGGAGCAUAACCAUCCUCAUAUACUGCUUCUGCAGAUUGGAAACACCUUCUGCAAGCUUCCUGGUGGGCGUCUAAAGCCUGGAGAGAAUGAAAUUGAGGGCUUGAAACGGAAACUCUCUAGCAAACUUGCCGCCAAUUCUACAGCUCUUCAGCCAGAUUGGCAGAUUGGGGAAUGUGUCGCUGUCUGGUGGAGGCCAAACUUUGAAACCAUAAUGUACCCUUACUGCCCUCCCCAUAUCACCAAACCAAAGGAAUGUAAGAAGCUUUUCCUUGUUCACUUGUCUGAGAGGGAGUACUUUGCAGUUCCAAAAAACUUGAAACUACUAGCUGUCCCACUGUUUGAGCUCUAUGAUAAUGUUCAGAGAUAUGGACCAGUUAUCUCCACCAUCCCACAGCAGCUGUCCAGAUUCCAGUUCAACAUGAUCAAUGCAUGAAGAAGCAGAGUAGAACUUAUUUAGGUUUUGAGUGAGGACAGUUUUGCAGAUGGACAUACAAUUGAAAGUAAUCGAAGUUGACCUAUUCUGCUCAGCCGUUGUAUACUUGGUCCUUAUAAGGAUUUGUAUUCAUCCUUUUCCUGAUGAACUGGUUCAUCUUGUUUGA